Colletotrichum gloeosporioides is the source of this 534-nucleotide messenger RNA. Its product is annotated as putative 21.2 kDa protein. NCBI's taxonomy places the organism in Eukaryota, Fungi, Ascomycota, Sordariomycetes, Glomerellales, Glomerellaceae. Bases 1 to 534 code for a protein of 177 amino acids. The transcript has 3 exons. The record is from RefSeq and is a predicted model, not a curated record.
AUGGCCACCAACCCCCCGCGUUAUACUUUCGUUUCGCCAUCUGAGGGCUACGAAAAUGCUCCUCCUCUACCCAGCGAUCUCAACGAAGAUGGCAAAAGCUUCAGGAAUCCCCCACGUAAAGAGCUGAGCGAGGCGUACGAGUCGUUCCCGGCUCCGCUUUCGAAUGGGCGUCGAGGAGGCUUUGACAUCCACAUCUACCAUUUCCAGAACAACCCGGACCAGGUCAAGCAUGCCAAGGACUUGUGGGAGCGCAUUCGACGAGAGUUCCCUGAGCUGAGAAUUUAUCGAUUCUGGGAGAAGCCCGUGGGCCCGCACCCUGUCGCCAUGUUCGAGGUCAAUCUCUUCACGCCUGCGCAGUUUGGUGCCUUUAUUCCGUGGCUAGCCAUCUACAGAGGGCCCUUGUCAGUACUCGUCCAUCCCAACACAGACGAAGAGGGCAACCACAAUGCCAUUGAGCUGCGCAACCACACACAACGCGCCAUCUGGAUGGGCGAGAGAAUACCUCUGGACACGACUCUCUUCUAUCGCGACUGA